Asparagus officinalis (garden asparagus) is the source of this 1522-nucleotide messenger RNA. RefSeq names its product polygalacturonase-like. The transcript has 9 exons. Bases 1 to 1293 code for a protein of 430 amino acids. Gene Ontology annotation, biological process: pectin catabolic process; fruit dehiscence; anther dehiscence. Lineage: Eukaryota; Viridiplantae; Streptophyta; Magnoliopsida; Asparagales; Asparagaceae. The record is from RefSeq and is a predicted model, not a curated record. Gene Ontology annotation, molecular function: polygalacturonase activity.
AUGGGGCUACAGGGGCUUCUUUUUAUCUCUCUCCUCUUGUUUUCUUUCCCUACUUCCGAAGCAGACCCUGGGUCGUAUCGCAGAAGGAAUUAUCCUGCAAAAUCUGCUGUACUCAAUGGAAAGGAAAACACAGUGGAAGAAUUGGCCAGUGAUGAAGUCACUGCCUCUGAUUUGGAACUCGUGAAUGUGGCUAAUUAUGGUGCCAAAGGGGAUGGAAGUGAUGCUACAGAGGCAUUUAACAACGGUUGGAAGAAAGUGUGUUCUUCAUCCUCUUCAGCCGCGCUCAUGGUGCCUGCUAACGAGAACUACCUCCUGAAACCAAUCAUCUUUUCUGGGCCUUGCAGAUCAAAUGUUUCAGUGAUGAUCAAGGGAACACUACAAGCUUCCUCCGACCAAUCGGAUUGGGAUGGAGCAGACGGUAGGCACUGGAUCCUAUUUGCAGGCAUAAACAAUCUCCAUGUGGCAGGUGGAGGAACCAUCAAUGGCAAUGGCCAGAUCUGGUGGAAGAACUCUUGCAAGAUCAAUAAAUCUCUUCCAUGCAAGGAUGCUCCAACUGCGAUAACCUUUUAUUCUACCAGUAACUUGGUGGUUGAGAACCUGAAGGUGACAAAUAGCCAACAGAUCCAUGUACAGUUCGAGAAAUGUACAAAUGUUAGAGCAUCCCAUCUCACCAUUAAUUCACCGAGUAACAGUCCAAACACCGAUGGAAUCCAUAUCACAAGCACUCGCGACAUAAACAUAGACCACUGUAACAUUGGAACAGGUGAUGACUGCAUAUCAAUUGUAAAUGGGGCUCAAACUGUCAAAGCAAUGAACAUUGCUUGUGGUCCAGGACACGGAAUCAGUAUUGGAAGUCUUGGAGCCCAGAACUCAGAAGACCACGUAUCAGACGUGACAAUUGACACGGCUCAGUUAACGGGUACAACCAGUGGGCUCAGAAUCAAGACUUGGCAGGGAGGAAAAGGCUACGCAAGACACAUUCGAUUUCAAAAUGUCAACAUGAAGAAUGUACAAAACCCAAUAGUCAUAGAUCAAAAUUAUUGUGACUCAGAAAAACCUUGUUAUGAACAGAAAUCAGCAGUGCUCGUAAGUGAUGUCACAUACAAGAACAUUAAAGGAACAAUUGCUUCAGAUACAAAGAUCGACUUCAAAUGCAGCAAAAGUGUUCCAUGCCAAGAGAUAACAUUGGAGGAUAUCAAUUUAGUUAAAGCAGAUGGAGGAAUCACAAAAAGUUCAUGCAGCAAUGUGAGAUGGUCACAAAAAGGGGUUCUCAGCCCUUCCACUUGUGCUUGAUCGGAUGAUGGCAUGAUGAAAAGGGAACUAUUUGCUAGUACAAUCAUUUUUGGUAUUGUAUUUGCAUAAGUUUGGUGGACAGAUUCCACUAUCUUCACAUUAGGAAGGGAAAUUCCUUGUAGUUUGCUAAUUUUAUUUGAUUUAAAUUUAGAUGGUUUUUGUAUUUCCUUAUAUAAUUAUUUGUAUGUACUUGUAGAUUCAGUAAAUUGCAUGUGAUAGAAUAAAUUAC